Molecule: messenger RNA, 1112 nt
Organism: Brienomyrus brachyistius
Lineage: Eukaryota; Metazoa; Chordata; Actinopteri; Osteoglossiformes; Mormyridae
Gene: rex1bd
Product: required for excision 1-B domain containing
Exons: 5
Coding region: 184-660 (158 amino acids)
Source: RefSeq, a predicted model, not a curated record
ACAGGAAGUUCAACGAAGCACUUCAUAAACUAAUCUUUACUUGUUUGCAUGUUUUUAAUUUUUUAUUAGUUUUUUUUAUUUCUAGUGUAUUGCGACGCGUGGCAGACAGAAUUAUUUUGUAAUCUGUGAACUUUAGACAUUGUCGCUUCUAUUGGAGGGUGAACAAUUUAUGGGUGGACAUAUAUGUCAUUUUUUGGAAUAAUAGUCAUGUCAACAGCGGAAUUUCAAAAGGUAGUGAAACGAUUCUACGACCUUCAGGAUGAACGAGCGCAGGCUUACAAGCUUUUCGAAGAGGGUCAUGAGGCGUAUUUGAGAACUGGGCCCCACUAUGAUUUUGAACAUUACAAAUUGCUGGUCCACGAGAUAACACAGGCCUUUUCCGGGAUAUCGAAGGAAAUAUUAGAAAUCAAACUGCGAUUACAUGAAGACUUCGAUCGCCCCGAUCUCUCCGAGCACGUCGAGAAGCUGCAAUUCAGAGAAAAGACAAAGCUGGAACAGACAGCCAAGCUGCAGUUGGCAAAGCAAAAUGCCCUGGAGCACCCAGAUGAUGAGGACUGUCAAGAGAAAAUUCGGGAAAUCAGACAGCAUAUUAUAAAGAACCAGGAGGCACUGGGUGAGAUCCUGCAGGACUUCAAAUAUGACUCUGAGGAACCUGAAUGAUCGGACUGGUCCUGCUUGGGGCACUUCAGGGAGAGAUGUAAAAGAGAACUGCAGCAGCAUCCUCUUUCAUUUGCCUGUGUUACCCAAUUGGGACCAGAACCAUCAAUAUAAUAUAACCUCUCUUACUGUUGAGGUUCCCUUUGAAUCUGAAGGACACUUUUUGUGCUGUCAGGUUUCUGAAAAAAGAACUGAAUUACUUCGCAAAAAAAAAAAAAUCCCAGAAUGUUACUUCUUCCAACCAUGGUUGUGGUUAUAAUCAGCAUGAAUAUAUAUAUAUCAAGAUUGAUCAAAAACGGUUUUAAAAUCUUUUUUUUAUUGUUUUAUGAACAAUUAUUUUAUGCAACUAUUGUAAUUGUUAUUGCUACCUACACAUAACUUAGAGAUAUAAAUGUAUUUAAAUAUGCUGAUACAGUUCAAUACAAAAAUAAAAGCAAUAAAGGUGUCUACAGUCA